Stomoxys calcitrans (stable fly) is the source of this 2157-nucleotide messenger RNA. It is a transcript of the gene Haspin, whose product is annotated as serine/threonine-protein kinase haspin homolog. The coding region runs from base 112 to 1977 and encodes 621 amino acids. Gene Ontology annotation, cellular component: cytoplasm; nucleus. Gene Ontology annotation, biological process: mitotic cell cycle; intracellular signal transduction; protein phosphorylation. Gene Ontology annotation, molecular function: ATP binding; histone H3T3 kinase activity. The record is from RefSeq and is a predicted model, not a curated record. Lineage: Eukaryota; Metazoa; Arthropoda; Insecta; Diptera; Muscidae. The transcript has a single exon.
CUAAAGAUCUCUACAUAAACAACCGCGAAAACUUCUUUCUGAUUUUCUGCAAAUAUUAAUUAAUUAAAAUAUAUUUUGGGCAAAUUUUUAUAUAGUAAUAUAUUUUAUACAAUGGAUACGAUUGCACAGGAUGACACAUUGGCUGACGAUGCAUGGAAAGACUCAUUUGACAAAUUGCUGGAGCAGAAGCCCGUCUUGAGGGAGAUGAAUUUUCUCAAGAAAGAUGUUAGAGCAUCUUUUAACUUGAACUCCAGUUAUGAAAAUAGCAGCUUUGAACAUUCAACAAGGGAAUCACCGCAACAAAAGUGGAAAAAGGUGGCGAUAAGAGCUUCGCCUUCAGCAAGAUACCUCUCGGUGCCCAAGACGAAUUUUAAGUACAAAAACAAGCUUGAAACGAUAUCAACACCCAGUAGAAAGACUGACUCAAUAUUUCCAUUCAGGUGCACCUUGUCUCCUAUUGGAAAUUGGAAACUGCAAAAUACCGAGGGCACAACCGAAAAAGGACAAGCUACAAUAUUUGAUGGAACACCCAUCACAAGUGGCAUCGAAAUUGACUUUGCCAAUUGCCCAUCUUUGAACCAAGAAGAAUGUUCCAAAAGUGACAAGGCAGCACCGUCUAUAUUAGAAUUGGUUGUCCACAAUAUUAAAAGCAAAAAGCGGCCGAAAAAUGUUUGCUUUGAUUCAAAUGUUGUAUGCCAAGAACCCAAGAGAGAAAACGAUAUUCAUACUAGGGAACCUCUUCCAGUUAUUGCACUGCAACCUGGAAAGUGGAGAAAAUCAUUAAAUUUAAUUCGGCGAACGCAAUCAACACCUAUGGAAAAACCUAAGGAUUCUGAUUUAGGAAAAAGCAAACCAAAAGAGUCGCUAUCGAAAGGAUUGUGUGGUCAAAGAAAGUCAACUUUGCAGCGCAAAGUAUCAAGUUUGGGCAAAAGAAAAGAGAAUUUUAAAACCCAAUUACUACGUCGAUGUAAGCAACAAAGCAUUAUAUCAUUCCCGGAGGCUUACAGUGUAAGUUACCUUACAAACUGCCGUAAAAUCGGCGAAGGCGCCUUUGGGGAAGUAUUUUUGCACACAAAAUCGACAGGUAGACUUAUUGAGAAAACGGUAUUAAAAAUCAUUCCUAUCGAGGGUAAACAACUAGUUAAUGGUGAAGUUCAAAAGACAUACGAACAAAUUCAUCAAGAGGUUGUGAUUUCCAUGGAGCUAAGUGCACUUAAGAACACAAAACGCGGGUCGAAUUUUGCUGCUGGCUUUGUUAAUGUCGAAAGAGUUAGAUGUGUCAAAGGACAAUACCCGCAACAUCUUCAAAAACUCUGGGAGAACUUUGACGAUGAAAAAGAAUCGGAAAAUGACCACCCGGAAUGUUUCGGACCAUCUCAAGAGUAUAUCAUUUUAGAGAUGACCUUUAGUGGCGAAGAUAUGGAGAAAUUUAUGUUCCGAAAUGCCGAACAGUCCUUUUAUGCAUUGCAUCAGAUAAUUUUCACUCUUGCUGCCGCAGAAUAUGCUUUUGAAUUCGAACAUCGUGAUUUGCACUGGGGAAAUGUGCUGGUCCUAAACACAAAUGAAAAAUUUCUCACUUACAAACUCAAAGGCAACAUAAUCACAUUACCCACCAAAGGCGUCAAAGUCACCAUAAUUGACUAUACCUUGUCCCGCGUUACUUAUGGCAAUUGCUGUUUCUACAACGAUCUUUCUAAUGAUACUGAGCUCUUCUCGGCUACAGGUGACUACCAAUUUGACAUAUAUCGCAUGAUGCGUGAAAUUUUAAAUGACAAAUGGGAUAUUUACCAAGCUAAGACUAACAUCUUUUGGAUAUCAUACAUCCUAUCCAAAAUGUUGGAUGGUGUCAGCUACAAAAAUUAUCAAACAAAAGUACAUUCCGAAUAUAUGGAGAAACUUAGAACCCUUAGUUCAACCAUUCUGACAUAUACCAGUUGUUCGGAGUGUGCCAACCAUCUCUCUACAAUGCUACAGUAGUAUACAUAUUUUUUAUACUUUAUUACGCUUUAUUUGUAUGUACUUUUUAUAUUUGUACGUCUUAAUAAUAUCUCUGUGGGCUAUUAUCCCCCAAAAAGAUCCUAGUGUUCUGAUCAAUUUAUUUUUAUGUUACUAUUGUGCAAUUUAAAAAUAAACACUAUUCCAGUGAAAGACAAACAA